Messenger RNA from Sphaerodactylus townsendi, 1006 nucleotides. RefSeq names its product transmembrane serine protease 12 (gene TMPRSS12). NCBI's taxonomy places the organism in Eukaryota, Metazoa, Chordata, Lepidosauria, Squamata, Sphaerodactylidae. Bases 1 to 960 code for a protein of 319 amino acids. The transcript has 5 exons. The record is from RefSeq and is a predicted model, not a curated record. Gene Ontology annotation, biological process: proteolysis. Gene Ontology annotation, molecular function: serine-type endopeptidase activity.
AUGAGGCAGAGUUGUUGCCAUGACGCUGCUUCCUUUGUAGUACUGAUUUUGCUGUUUUGUGAAGCCCCUCCCAAAGGCCUAUCUGACGUCAUCCCUAAAGAUGAGUGUGGAACAAGGCCUCUUGUGGACGAGAUACCAUCAGGGACCCGGAUUGUAGGCGGACAUGAUGCUCCCGUUGGAGCUUGGCCGUGGCAAGUUAGUCUCCAAGUUUACCGAUUUGGUUUAGGAUAUAGCCAUGUAUGUGGCGGAUCUUUAAUAAAUCACAACACAGUACUGACAGCAGCACACUGCAUUCGAAAAUGGGUGGAUCCAGAGUUUUGGAGGGCAGUGAUAGGGAUGCAUCAUAUUUUCAAACAUCAAUCUUAUACAAUAAAGAGCCGGGUUAGGGCUAUCAUUCUCCACGCUGGGUUCAACCAGAUGACCUUCCAAAAAGACAUUGCCUUAUUUAAACUAGUCAGCUCUAUCACAUUCAAUGCAUUUAUUCAGCCCAUCUGCUUACCUGAUGGUCCUCUUCAUUUGAAUGCAGAGACUCCCUGUUACAUAAGUGGAUGGGGAAAUACGAAUGAGAAAGGUAACCCAAGAGUUGUAUUACAAGAAGCUCAAAUAAACAUUAUUUCACAAGAGAAAUGUAAUAGCCACGAAUGGUAUGGAGGGGCAGUAUAUGAGGAUAUGCUUUGUGCUGGCUCAGAAGGUGGUGGUGUUGACAGUUGCCAGGGAGACAGUGGUGGACCACUGGUGUGCUAUUUGCCAAACGACACCAAGUAUUAUCUGAUAGGCAUCACCAGCUUUGGCCUGGGCUGUGGUAAACCAAAAUUUCCAGGAAUCUAUAUACGUACAGCCACUUACAGAAGUUGGAUAAAUUCACAAGCUAUUCUAUAUGACCAAACCACCACUGUGCGCAUUCCAUGCAUUCUGAUCUUUUUGAGUGUGGGCUGGCCAACUUUGCCUCUUGUUCUAUGAGGAGGCAAAUACUCAAAAUGACUUUAGGUAGGGUUUUAAUCUUGCU